Brassica rapa (field mustard) is the source of this 9830-nucleotide messenger RNA. Its product is annotated as receptor-like kinase TMK2. NCBI's taxonomy places the organism in Eukaryota, Viridiplantae, Streptophyta, Magnoliopsida, Brassicales, Brassicaceae. The record is from RefSeq and is a predicted model, not a curated record. Gene Ontology annotation, molecular function: protein kinase activity; protein binding; ATP binding. Gene Ontology annotation, biological process: protein phosphorylation.
CAUCCGCACCAACUAAUAGCGAUCUCAUCACAAGCAUCAUUUAUGUCUUUAAUGCUCUGAGAAGAGGAGUAAGUAGAGAUGUGGUAGUGGUAUAUCUCACCUUUACUAACCUGGUUCAUGUGAUUGAUUACACAUGAAACUCAUCACUUGCAUCAAAUUCUCUUUACUUUUUUUGGUUUUGUUUUAUUAUUCUGACAAAGUCUUCUUGCAGACUAAGGUAUUGGUUUAGAGCAAAGGGAAAGCUUUCUGAUGACCAAGCCUUGCAUCGAUGUGUUGUGGCAUUUGCUUCGGAUUUGAUAUUUGCAAGUAUCAGUUUGAACCCUCACCGUAUAGCUGGUGAAUUCUUCUUAUAACAAAUUGCUGACAGAAUUCGGAACACACAUAAAAAGAAAAAGAGGACGUCCACUCGGAUCACGCAACAAACCAAAAGUCCACCAGAUAUGCAAUCCACCAGCGUUCAAACCAAAGUUUUAUGAUUGUAAGUUUAAGUGAAUUAUAAUAAUAUAUUUUUUUUUUUGUAACUGAUAAAAUAAUAUAUUCUUCACAGUAUCUUUUCAUAACUAAUUGAGUUAUCAAACUUGAUCGCAUAGGUGGCUUUGAUAAGUGUGACCUUUAUGGUGUACAAUUCUUUUCAACCUAAAAACAUUAUUGUUCCUCAAUAUCUUUCAUUCUGCUUGACUGCAACAAAAUAUUUUCUCAUCUGUUUUUCUUCCUUUAAACUAAUUUAUUAUCAUCUAUUUCCUGACAUUUUAAUCCAUCCACCUAUGUCAAAAACUUAUAGAAAAUGUCAACUUCCAAAAAAAACAUAAUUGAACUUAGCAAAUAAAUUCUUAAUAAUAUUAAAAAAUGUUACUUAAUAAUUUCUUCAGCCUCCAUUUUCCGCGCGUAGCGCGGACAAAGACUCUAGUCUAUAUUAACAAGGUUAAACACACUCUUUUCAUGCUCUCCUCACUUUAUCAAAGAGGCUACUUACAAUAAAAAUAAAUUAAUAGAAAAAGAAGGAACUUUCAUAAAAAAAAAUUCAUUAUGAUAUUUAUUUCACAUUUCAUCAAACUCAAGACAACUAAAAUAUAUAACAGUUAAUCUGACAUAAAUUUCCACACUUUAAUCACUAAAAUCAAGUUUUGAGAAAUAAAUAAAAAUAACAAAAUCUCAAUAAAUGAUUAAUAUAUAUUCCAAAAUUAAAAUUAAAAAAAUAGUUUGAAAGACAAAAUAAAAAGAUAUAACAAAUAUAUAGGAACUUUAUCGAAAUAGAUAAUUUAUCCAAAAUACAUAAUAUAACACCGAAUACAUAAAUUUUUAAAAAAGAUUGGAGAAAUUAAUAACAACAAAAAUUAAAUUAAUAAUCCAUUUACUAUAUUGUUUUCUUGCAUUUCGUGAAACCAGUGUAGACAAAAAUUAAAACCAAAAAUAUUGUAACUCAUCUAUUUUUCUUCUUUUUUUGCUUUAAAAUAAGGCCAAGAAAAACUAAUAAAAUUAUUGAAAACUAUCACCAAAAAUAAUACAUAAUUAGAACCAAAAAUUUCAAAAUAGUCAGAAACAAGCAAUAAAAAUAUAAAAGAUAUAUUUGCGUGAAUAGUGAGAAACUCUAUAAAAUAGAAAAUAUGAAUGAUGUAAAGCACAAAUCUGAAGUUAUUUUCCAUCUUUAAUUAUCUAAAACAUACUCCAUUUAUGUAUUCAAAACAUAUAAUAUAUAACUUAAGUUGUUUUUCGUUAAUCAAGUAAACAGGAUGCUAAUGAAUGACAAUAAUUUAAAACAUAUGAUAUGAGAGCAAUUGUUUGACCGAAAAUUAAAAACAAAUCACAUCCAUAUAAAACAUUUGUGAAAUGAUAAACUUAAAUAAUUAAAUAAACUCUCGCAAAACGUGGACACACCUCAAGAGAAAAACAAUUCGAUAAGAAUAUUCAGCAUGCUUGAUCAUCCUAAAUAAAUUCAGAGUAAAAUUCACUUAGUGUUUGUAUACUUCAUUUGAAACGUUUUAAUUCAAUAUAGUCUCAAUAAAAAUUCAAAAUUCGGUAACUAUUAUGUACUAUGCAGGUGAUACUUAAUAGUUUAUUUAUGUUAUAUAAAUUAAAUAUAUAUUCACUAGUCAAACCAUAACAAGCUCAUCAUCAGCAUGGAUGGCAAAAUGUUGGCUGAUUAUUUCCAUGAAAUGUUAGGAAUUGAAAUCAUGUUUGGUAUAAGUUCCUUUUGGAUUUUGAAUAUUUCGGGUUCUAUCAUAUAUGCAGUUAGGUUUGAGUUCGGUUCAGAUAAAACUCAUAACCCAAAAUACCAUAAAAGAACAUCCAUUCGGUAUUUAUGUCAGGUUCGGAUCAAUUCAGAUUUUUGGGUUCAGUUUUAUUUUCACAACCCUACAUUUUUAUUUUUCGAACAUCAACUUUACUUUAUGUUUAAAGUUUAACUAUAUUAAUUUUAUUACGACUAUCAGGAAUUUAUUCUAUUUUUAUUGAAUCGAUCAGUAAAAACUACUUAUGCUAUUCAUCUUUGACCUAACCAACUUCAAAACAAAGUGAUACACUACGAUCGCUAACCACUAUCAAAUGAAUCGGAAAAGUUAUCAUUCUUUUUCCACAUAUUUACAUCUUUAUAUAUUUUUUAAAAAAUAUUUACUAAAACAAUAAAUUUAAUUUAAAAUUCAUUAAAAAUAAAACAUCUGAACCUUGCGCGUAGCGCCGGAAUACCAUUAGUACUUAAGAAAACUUUAAUGUUAUUAAUUAUUUGGUUCAUAUACUAAUAGUUAUUUUUUCUAAAAAUAUGAACUCUUCUUAGUUAUUUAUUUAUCAGAUUAUAUGAUUUGUAAUAUAAACAAAAAAAAUAAUCUCUACAACUCUCGCCGGCGCUUACAAAAAUUUCCCCUAUUAUAAGUGAACAACAUAAAUAUGUUCAUAAUUUGUAUCAAAUAUAUGUGGCCAACUAAUGUCUCGCCGGCGAGAUUUAAAAGAAAUUUGGUAGUAGUGAUGUUACUAUAUCUGGACAGUUUUGUGAUUUUGCCCCUUUUGACUGAAGGGGAAAAUCUAAAGCAUCCAUUAAUCGCUUCUUCCCUUUCUAUCUGUAAUCUAUAUUAACAAGGUUAAAACACUCUUUUCAUGCUCUCCUCACUUUAUCAAAGAGGCUACUUACAAUAAAACAAAAAAUUUAUCUACUCUGAUUCUGCUGUCUCAUUUUCUGUCUUGAAAUCAAGCAAACACUUUGAUCAGAGCAAGAAAUCAAGUAAAAUCACUUUGAUCAAGCAAGAAAUCAAGCAAAAUCUGCUCCAUAGAAUUACGGUUGAGUCGUUGGAUAGAGGAAAUUUUUGGAUUAAACCACUUUGAUCAGAGCUAUGAAUACAUGGAGAAUAACGGAUCAUCUAAGGUAUAUAAAGUAUUAUAAAACAUUGUAAAUUCAUCAUAUAGUGUGUAACAAGCAAACACUGGUCAUCGCGGGAAGGGACAUCAAACAUUGUAAAUUCCUCAUACAAACUUAUCUACGGCCCAGUUCUUGAGAGAUAAUUUACUGAUAUGAUUCAUCUAAGACGCUCCUCCUUUUGAAGAGAAUUAAAGUCUAAAAAGUUUCAUCUUGUGGCAUAAACCUUAAAAUGUCUUUGGCGUUGGUGAAUCUAAGCAAGAACACAUGCAUUUGCUACUGGUUAAUAUCCAUAAUGUGAUAUGGUCAAGCACCAUUUACUGCUUUGCUAGUGGAGAAUCUCAAGACUCAGAAGAAGACGACCAAUAUUCACGUACAAAAAUUAUAAAGAACUCCAUUUAAUAUCAUAAGAAUUAAAAUAAAAAUAAUGGAGUAAAAUAAUUCUAAUUGAAUUUCCAUUAAUGAAUUCUUCAAUCCAAUAACAACCCCUUAGUGGUCAGAAGCUUCUAAUUGAAGCAUUUCACUCCUUGGCGGAAUAGUGACAGAGUAGAAUCAGAAUGUAACUCUCUGUGAUGAAUACUCCCACAGACAAACAAGCUCAAAUCAUCUCAUCACCUUCGACCAUUGCAUGAGACUCCUACGUCUUAGUCGUGUGAACUAGAUCCAUGUACAUUGACUAACUUGUAAACAUAAGCAAAAGAUCCACUCCAACUCUGUUCAUCCGAUUUAUCUUUGACAAACCAAAACAUCACUGACUACACUUUGUAGGACAAACAACUCCUCCCAGAUCAAAAGGUAAGUGUUUGUAACAUCACCAACACAUCUCUGUAUCACUCUCCUUAUCAAAACAUCUUCACGACAUGUCUUCACACUAUUCCACUUAGUUAGCUUAGUCAAGACACCACCAGGUUCAGGGCCGGCUUAGAAUUGUAUUAGGCCCUUGGGCAAAAAUAAUUUUUACACAUGAUAGUUAAUUAAACUAAGAUUAUAGGGCCCUACUCUAAAAAAAAAAAAAAAAGACGGGCCCCUUCUGUUAUUGAAUUGAUUGGCUUUUGGGGUGGGCCCUAGGCGAGUGCACUCCUUGCCCUCCCUGUUGAGCCGGCACUGACCAGGUUCCCACACUCUAAUACUAAGAGACAGACCCGAGAGUCCCUUUACCCAUGACCAAAUUUCCAUUAUCCAGUGUGAUCCCUGAUAUCAUUGAUUCCAUGAGCUUUUGUUCAAUUUUUUUUAUAAACAGUAACACUUUAUUUCACCUUAAUAAAACGCCAAAUCAAAAACACUUAAGUGUGAAGAAGAGAAUUCUAGAACAAGAUUGAGCAAUUUUACCAGAAAAUUCAUAGGAAAAUAAAAUAUCAGAAAAGAGCAAGAAUAAUAAGCUAACAAACUUUUACAAUUUUUCUUAGGUUAAUCUCAAAGCGAAAGCGUAUUUCUGCUUUAUACUUCUUUGUUACUCUCUCAUUAGCUGAUGUGUCUCAUUGGUAGCAUUCUCUUGUAUUAGAGCAUGUGUAUACGAAUUCGUAUAUGUAGCUCAUACUACAUGCAACUUGUUUCCUUGACAUUGCUGGAAUAAUUUUGGAUUCGUUUGACUAAUAGUGUGCAUGUUUCUCGUUUAUUUAGGACUCUACCUUCAAGUACCACAAGACUUUUCUGGAUCUGUCUCUGUUUAUCUGUGUUGGUAAAUGCAAGCCUAGAAGAUGAGGGACCAGAUUACUUGGCUAUGGCAGCCUUGAGGGCGUCUUUGCAUCGUCCAGACGAUAUUGAUUGGACUAGCUCAGAUUACUGUACUUGGACUGAACUGGAUUGUGACAAUAACAGCCGCGUCACAGGCAUACGGCUCUCCAACAAAGGAUUCGCAGGAAGCCUACCUCCGGAGUUAGUUAACCUGACAGCUCUGCGAGUUUUCGAGAUAACGAGCAAUCAGAUUUCUGGAAUCAUUCCUACAGGGUUUACUGAGCUGCAGUCUCUGCAAGUGGUUGCUCUCUCCAGUAAUUUGCUUCAGGGACCAACGCCAAAGUUUAACUCGAUGGUUCGAGUUGAUAUGAGUCUAGGCACGAACACUUUUUGUUUAGAUUCUCCUGGCUCUCCAUGUGACCCCAUCGUUCAGACUCUCCUUUCUAUUGCUGGGGGAUUUAACUAUCCCCUAGAAUUUGCAAAGAGUUGGAAAGGGAACAACCCGUGUCAGGAUUGGUUUGGGAUAACCUGUAUAGAGGGUCGAAUCGUUUUUUUCGCCGUGCCAUUCAGACAACUAACAGGUAGUAUCUCUCCAAGGUUUAGAGACCUCGACUCUCUUCAGUUGAUUGACCUGUCGUAUAACCGUCUGGCUGGUACUAUUCCCGUUGAUAUAACUAAGUUGAAGGAACUCAGAGUCCUGGACGUUUCUCACAAUCAGCUUCACGGAAAGGUGCCAGAAUUCAAGAUAAAAAACGGGAAGCCAGUGAUAAAUACUAAAGGCAAUUUGGAGAUUGGGACUGACAUCAGUCCGGGGGUUCCUUCACGUAAGGGAAACAUGAAUAUCAAAAUCCUCGUGGGAAGUUUGACUGCGAGUUUGGUUGUCGUGUUGCUGGUUGUCGCGGGGUUCAUUGUUUAUCUGGUUUAUAAAAUGAAGAAGGAUCUCGUGCAGUCUUCUGAGCACAUCGAGAUCGAGAUGCCUGAGCACAACGAGAUCGAGAUGCCUGAUCACAACGAGACCGAGAUGCCUGAGCACAGCGAGAUCAACAUGGCUGAGCACAAUGAGAUCAUCGAGAACAAAGCAAUACCAAUGCAGAUUCUCAGAGUUGAAACAAACAACUUUGGAGUUGAGAAUUUACUCAGAGAAGGCGGGUUCGGAUCCGUAUACAGAGGUACACUGCACGAUGGAAGGGAGAUUGCUGUUAAGAAGAUGAACCAAGAAGAUUUUGCCGGUAAAGGCCUCAAAGAAUUCGAAUCCGAGGUCACUGUUCUAACCAAGGUUCAUCACCGCAACCUAGUGUCUCUUUAUGGGUAUUCCAUUGAAGGAAACGAUAGGCUAGUAGUCUAUCAGUACAUGCCCCAAGGCACAUUGAGCAAACAUCUGUUUCACUGGAGUGACCACAGUUUGAGACCACUCGACUGGACUACACGCCUCAGUAUUGCAUUGGAUGUUGCUCGAGCAGUAGAGUAUCUCCAUACGCUGGCUCUCCAGAGCCAAAGCUACAUCCAUAGGGACUUGAAACCGCCAAACAUUCUUCUCGGGGAUGAUUUACGAGCCAAAGUAUCUGACUUUGGAUUAGUGACUGCUACAGAAGAAGGCAGAGAAUCAGUCAAGACCAAGUGUCGUGGGACACCCGGUUACAUGGCACCUGAAUAUUGUAUAGUUAUCUUAUUCCUCUGUCAAUUAUCUAUAUUUGAUUGUGUAAUUUAUUUUGGAAACUAACAACUAAAAUAUCUGUAAUUGCAGUGGACGGAAGGGUUACGAGAAAGAUCGAUGUUUACAGCUUCGGAGUCAUCCUCAUGGAGCUCAUAACCGGCAAGAAAGCUACAGACCUUAGCCGAGCUGAAGACGAUAUCCAUAUCACAGCAUGGUUCAGGAAGAUGCUUCGCGAAGAAGAAACUUUCUCGGAAGCUAUUGACAGAAACAUUAUCGCCAACCAGGAGACUCAGCGGACCAUAUACAAAGUUGCAAAACUAGCAAGACAAUGCUGCACAAGGACACCUGAGCAGAGACCAGACAUGGCUCAGGUCGUCAGCUUCCUUUCCUCGCUGAUUGAGCGGUGGGAACCCAGCGGCGAAAUCCAAGAUUUCGAUGAAAAUACAGUUUCUUCGGAUAUGAGAGCAGAAUGGGAGAAUAUUGUGAAGGGAAGCAGCAGUAUGGUGUGAUAAUGUAGAGUUUUGGAAAAGCUAUGCAGCUAGACAUGGUGUUGUUUCGUAAAUUCAAAUAUGUUUCUCUGUUUAAUCUUAGCUUUGUUUCAAAUUGUAUUUAGCUUUGGUUAUGUUGUGUCUCCCUCCUUCAGGGCUUGGUCUCCAGAAGAACUUAGUUCUUGCUGGCUGUUCUAUUCUAAAAACACAUCUCAUCUUGUAUCCCUCCUUGUUCAUAUAAUCAAACUUGUCUUAGCUUUAAAAAAAAGAAGCUCAUCCCUAUAGUAUUAUACACAUAUGAAACCAUUUAAGCUCUUCUCACUUGAACCAUGUAAGGAUUUUGGUUCGCAUUCAUGCUAAUUUAAAUUGGGUAUUUUUUUAAAUAUUUUUAUUUUUUAUUAAUUUUAAAUUUUAUAACGGGUAGCCAUAGAUAAUAUUGAUAUAUCAUUGACGAGUAAGACAACAACUAGGCCUGGGCGAAAAUAACUAUACCCGAAGCCCAUACCUUUACCCGAACCGAAGUAGCGGGUUCGGAUCGGUAACGGAUCCAUGCUAAAUACUGAAUGGGUCUUAACCUCUUGGCUUUCGGAUAACCGAUCGGUUCGGUUGUAAACCGAGCCGAAUGAAGCACCCGAGCUAAACCGAUCUUAUAUAUAAUUUAUGUUAUAUGCUGUUACAUUUACAUACUUUCCAUGUAUUUUCCUCUCUUUCCUGUUCUCGGCGACCAGCCCUAAUCCAAAAAGAACAAUGUUUUUUUGAUUCAAUCUUAUAAUAAUAAAAUGGAACCAUAAAUCUCUUUGUCUCUCUGUCUCAUGCUUUAUCUGAGGAUUAGAAGAAUCAAAAUCAAUCACAGGUUCAUAAGUUUUCUUUCUUCUUCUUCGGUUUUUUUCUGGAAAUUUUUAAUCGAUUCCAAAUCAAUAGAAACAUCUUCUAUUUGCAUGUCUUUUGAUUUUUUCAUUAAUUCAUCUUUUAUAUGCAUGUUUUCUGUAAUUUCUUGUUCUUAUUAUUCACUUAAAUAUGUGCUUUUAUGUUUACAGGUGGUUUUGACAUCAUCUUUUGAUUGAGAAACCACAACAAAGAAGAUGAAUCUGAAGCUGUUAACGAUCGUUUGUAUUUUCAUAGUGGGGACAUGCAAAAUUGCUUAUGGUUUAAUUCGUGUUGUUUAAUACUCUAGUACUAUUCUGUGGCUUUCAAUUUCAGUAUCUUUCUAAGUUUUAGAUUCAAGUUUGUUCUGUUUUGGUGUGUUAAUGAAUGGGUAGUUCGGGUUUCUUCCGGAUUUUUUGGUUAUUUUGAUUACAAAACCCGAAACCGAACAAGGUCCAUUUCAAUUUCGGGUUUAAGCGGAUCUUCUGAGCUUUAUCUGGACCGAUCCGAACCUGGUUGGUUCCGAACCGAUACCGUACCGGAAAUUUUAAAAAACCGAAUGGGACUUCUAGGCUUACAUCCGAAAAUCCAAAACCCCGUUUAAACCGAACCGAAUCCGAUGGGGGGACCGAACGCCCAGGCCUACAACAACAUUGGUUUUUUUUUUUGGACGACUUAAAAUGCAAAUCAUAAAUGAUAGAUCUAUCUCAUGAUCUACGCAUACUUUUAUGCAGUCGUCAUCAGUUUUACAAUAGCCUUGGUACUUACAUUCAGCAGCUGAAAAUCAUUUAAAACAAGUAAUAUGAAUAAUUUUUCAAAAACAAAAAAAACUGAUUUAACUUAUUUUAUAUAGAGUUCUUAUUUAUAUGAAAAAGAAGAAUAAAAUAUUAACAAAUGAUUGAAAAAAAUGAUAGGAAGCAAUUAAGAAAAUGAAGAGUAGAGAUGUAAACUGAAUCUUUUCCGUUGACAUGAUUGUCUUUGUAGCUUUUAGUUUGAUGAAGAUAAAGUUAUAUGUUUUUUGGGUUUAGAGCAAAUGGUUAUCUAUACUAUACAAUACUAUACUAUAUUAUACUUAUAUUUGUUGUUGGAUAAGCUUGGGAUACAAGUUUCCUUUUCCUAUUUUAAGUUGUGAUUAUCUUUAGGAUUAGGAGAUAUGAUAAUACUAAGUGAUUUAGGAUAUUUCGAGUCCUAUAUAUAUAUGGAUGCAAGGUGUGAUGCAUGAUGUGUGAUUUUGAGACUUGUGAUUUGUGAUUGAGAUCGUUGUGAUUGAAUAAGAGAAGGACUUCUUAUUAUUGUGAUUCUAUAUUUGGUAUCAGAGCAAAGCAUAACUUUGAAGUUUCCAAUCGACAACAAUGGGAGACGGCAAAAGUGAUAUCGUGUUACACCAAGAUGGCAGACCUACUUCUGUCAAAUUUCCGAUGCUAACUUCAUCGAACUAUACUGUCUGGGCCAUGCGAAUGAAGAUAGCACUGAAAGUCAGCGAAGUAUGGGAAACAAUAGACCCCGGAACCAAAGACGAGAAGAAAAACAAUAUGGCUAUUGCAUUCUUAUUACAAUCUAUACCAGAAACUUUGGUCUUACAGGUUGGCGACAUUGAUACAGCAAAGGCGGUCUGGGAAGCAAUAAAAGCGAGACAUGUCGGAGCUGAGCAGGUGAAAGAAGCAAGGUUACAAACCUUGAUGGCUGAGUUCGAUAGAAUCAAGAUGAAAGAUGGAGACACGAUUGAUAUAUUCUCUGGAAAACUAUCUGAAAUAGCUUCUAAAUCUGCCUCCUUAGGAGAAACAAUUGAAGAACCAAAGUUUGUGAA